AUGGCCCUUCCCACAGUUCAGAGUCGUCUCCAAAAGCUUCGCUCGAAGUCUACCAGUACUCCUACUUCAGCCAAUCCUUCAAGAUCCCCUUCUCCAAGUCGAAGCGUGAUGCCCGUCACUACGCCAACCAAUGGUCGUGAAAUUGGAACCCUCAUCGUAGUGGUUCUGAAAGCUAAUCAUCUUCCAAAUAAAAGACACAUAGGUAAACAGGACCCUUAUUGUGUUGUUGCUGUAAACGGGAAGAAGCUCCGGACGAAGGCGAUUAAGAAGGGCGGUCAACAUCCAGAAUGGGACGAGGAACUACGGUUUAAGAUAUACGAAGAUAUAGAGGAGCCAGUACGGAACGGAACGCCGCCACCACCACCACCAAAGGAUGGCAAGCCUUUGGACCGAAUCAAGGGAGGAACGACGAUGAAACUAGCAUGUUUUGCAGACGACAUGAGAGAGCCCGAUUUUAUUGGUGAUGCGGAUGUGGACCUGACGGAGGUUCUGACGAAUGGAGAGACUGAUGAGUGGUUCACGUUAAUGAAUAAGGAUAGAUUCGCUGGGAAAGUAUAUCUGGAGUUGACAUUCUGGUCGAACGAACCACCGCCGCAGAAGAAAGUCGUACCCGCGCCUGUAGUAAACAAGAACGACUGGGCGGGCCCUGGCGUAUUCGUACCGGCAGGUGGAGAAUCACAACAGCCUCAGCCUAGAAUUGUUUCUUCCAGUGCUAUUCAUGAUCACCACCGUCGACUCUCAGAAUCCUUAAGACCGUCGUCUUCCAUGCUGGACUUGUAUCAACCCCCUUACGAGCGAAACCAUAACUCUACCAUAGAAACCCUCAAUCACAGUUUUGGCGACCUCGCCGUCGGAGAGACUAAGCGAAGCGAGACUUAUCCACCUGUACACAACGGGUAUAGACCUCCUUCUCCAGGAUUUUCUACGUUUUCCUCCACGCCUUCCAAUGUUUACGACCCCAGUACGUCGAACACAGGAUCUGGAUAUAUAUAUGACAGACCUGUGACUCCAAACGGUCCAUCUGGUUUCCGCCCUAGGACAAGCUUAUCCGGUCAACAGGCACCAUAUCCGCCUCAGACACCCUACCAACCAGAUUAUGAAUCCUCUCUAUCUAAUUAUCGACCUCCACCCCCAGUACGAGGACCUAGAUACAGCAUUCCGGCGACGUCCUCGGGAUUCGUACCGUUGUCGAACCCUUCGUCAAUUAACACACAUCCGUCGGAACCUUCUGCGUUUGCCCCGCCUGUAUCUCACACUCCUGCAUCCUAUGCCUCACAAAUCAAUUCGGGUUCAUACCCUCCACCAGUGUCGCAUACACCCCUCCCAACGUCAUAUUCUGUCCCACCUCCAUCUGGUUUCUACGAUAGUAUGCCUGGCACCGUUCCACCUUCUGACUCUCAGCACAUCUCCUCCCAUUUACAUUUCUUUCCUUUGUCAACGCCCUCAAUUCCGCCUAUAUCAGCUACCCCGUUGCCCUACGGAGGUUAUUCCCCUGGACCAGCUGGACCAGAAAUACCGACCGCACCGUCCAACAGUUCUCUUUCCUCUAGUACUGGACCCGGAGGUUCCAGGCCGUUACCCCUUCCACAAGGCCCAAGUUACAAUAACUUGGCCCCUUCUAACAGUCAACUUCUCGCUAACUAUAGUCCUUCAAGGGUAAACGGACUUGUGCCACCGCCCCCACCGCCAGUUCCCUUCCCGUCCGUUCCGCCUCCACCUCCCUUACGAUCCUCACAUUCAGGCAGUCCGCUUUCCCAUUCGCCGCAGUCGAAUUCACCGCAGCCGCCUUCUUCCGAGUUUCAGCAGAAUGCGAUGCCUGGGCCGCCACCAUUGCCACAACCACCCUCACAGUACAAACCUCGUACCCCCAGUCGCCGUGCCAGUUUACCGGUUCCGCCUAGUCACAGUAAUUUCCAGCCAUUACCAGCUCCUCCUCGGUUCGGAGAAUAUCAAAACAUACCGCCCCCUCCAUUACCUCCCUCACAAUCUGGGCCAAUGUAUCAACCAGGCCCCCCUCCCCAGCCCCCGCAACCUCCAACCACAGUUUCCUAUGGUGGAUAUUGA
Molecule: messenger RNA, 2064 nt
Organism: Marasmius oreades (fairy-ring Marasmius)
Lineage: Eukaryota; Fungi; Basidiomycota; Agaricomycetes; Agaricales; Marasmiaceae
Exons: 5
Coding region: 1-2064 (687 amino acids)
Source: RefSeq, a predicted model, not a curated record